UGGUCAGGCAACCAACCCAUCAAGUCCGUUCGAUAUGAAGUCAUCUUCUACGCUGGACGGUCUACGUCCGUGGUCGAUCAGUUGCUUAUCUCGAAUGGAGGGGCGUGUCUUUAUGUAGCGCAUGUCCGAUAUCAUUGUCUCCCGUAUCUGCUCGACCUGCUCUGUCAUGAACUUGAUUUACCAUUCCCGACUGCCAAAUCCCGGGACUUGUUACGCAACAUUGUCAGGCCUUUUCCCCGCUUCGGCUGGAACACGAGAGAACUUGCAGUUCCUUCGAUUCUUCCGUACUGUGUCUUCUAGGAGUACUAUACAUGGCUCUCGCUACCUUAGGGCUACUCACCGUCGGCGCUAUACCAACAGUUAUCGGCGUAGCGGAAGCGAUUGACGCGCAGAAGAAGCAAAACCAACAGGCAAAGGACAGAAUUAAGUUUAAGUUGACGGCGAAAUUUUCGCAUAACGGCGUGUCGCCGCCGAGAGAUGCCCUGGUGGUGUUCAAGGAUAAGAAGCUUUACUUAAGCCAUCCGGAUCAGCCGGUAGAAGGAUACCCUUUCAACGGCUUCUAUUUCGCCUACCCCGGCCCAGAGCAGCACCAGGGGCUGGUGGCGCCCAUAGCGGAUGAUCCGCCGAUGCUCAAUUGGAUUUAUGUCGAUAAGGACACGGGAUUACUGCGUCAUGGCUCGAGGUCGGAGACCACUGAGCAUAUUAUUGGACCCUGGAGCUGGACCGAAGAUGAGGAGUGGCUCAUCCUCCAGGGGACACAGCGCUUCAUCGCCGUCGAGAACGAUGACGGGAAAUGGACGGUUCAUUACGACAGAAAUGGGAAUCUAGACGAGAUACUGGACUGCGAUAUGGUGGAUAUCGAAUUACAUCGCGAGCUUCAGCUCGGCGUGUCCAGUCGAUAUACCAGAGACUAGAAGACACAACAAACAGACGGUCAGAUCCCGACUUGGAGUGGAGGGGGAGCAAGGGAGGGAAUGAAUAACCCGCAUUACAUGUAGAUGCAGUCAAACAAGAUGUACCUCAUCGAGAUCUGAGGUUCAGGCGAAGGGUACUGGGAAGAAAACUUGCUUUUCGGCGCAGAGAAAUCGCAGAAACGACUCGUAAAUAUUUCCUGGUGACACCCAGGAACUCCGACCACACACCCUCCUCUCCUCCUCGGGGUAACGUGAACCCCUGCUGGAUUGGCUCGCAAGUCAGGAGGGGUAUGCGAUUCUACGUCAGCCCUUCAGCCACUCGCACACUCCCGAGACACGAACGGUUGGUGGCCAGGCAAAGUGAUGCAGUAGGCG
This is a messenger RNA of Durotheca rogersii, 1289 nucleotides long. RefSeq lists its product as uncharacterized. Lineage: Eukaryota; Fungi; Ascomycota; Sordariomycetes; Xylariales; Xylariaceae. Bases 312 to 914 code for a protein of 200 amino acids. The record is from RefSeq and is a predicted model, not a curated record. The transcript has 2 exons.